AUGCAUCCUGCUACUAAGCCUGAAGAUUCAAGUCAUCGAGUCCCAAUCGGCAUAAAUAUUUUGACAGGUGGUUUAGCAGGAUGUAUUGCAAAGACAGCAAUUGCUCCACUAGACAGAGCCAAGAUAAAUUUUCAGUCUACUCGAAUGCCGUUUAAUGUUCGGAGUCUUAUUCAGUUUCUCAAAAACACUUACCAAGAACAAGGUUUCAUGUGCUUAUGGCGUGGUCACACUGCAACUCUUGCCAGAAUUUUUCCUUAUUCUGCUAUUCAGUACUCUGCUCAUGAUCAUUACAAACAUUUACUUGGGAUUGGUUCAACUAGCCAUUCAGAUAUUUCGUAUAUACGUUUACGGCGAUUUCUUGCUGGUGUUGGAGCUGGGACAACAUCGGUUACCUGUACAUACCCACUUGAUGUUGCUAGAGCACGUAUGGCAGUUACAACUGCUUCCAAAUACCUCUCGAAGAACCCUUCCACGGUGUGAGCAACCUGGAAGUGAUAACCGCCCUCAUGAUUUCAACAGCACUCAAGAUCACUGUAUUCAUAAUCAAUCUCCCUCUUCAAUUCCUACGUUGUAGCUGACUGACUAACCUAACUAAUUCCAUACACAACAAGAUAUAUCUUUGGAACCUAUUAUUCAGAUUAUAAUCUUCCUAAAUUUCUCAAAGCAUUAAGAUUUUACUGACCAUAUGUUCAUGUGCACUACUGUUUACAAGAUCUUUAAACAACCUUUUAUCCUUUAAUUACUGCUUUUAAUUAUCUUUUUUUUUGAUAACUGGUAACCAUUCGAAAGUUAUUCUACAUCUAAGAUACAAAACUUGAACUUUCUAACUUUUAACCCUAACGAAACAGUGGAUAAUAUACACUUCUGAGUAGUCUCAGUAAGCUAGUGUUCCUUAGUUUUCCAAAAGUAUUCGAACUGAAGUUAAUUCAUGAUCAGUACCAACUAUAAAUUAAAUUAAUUCCCAAAACCUCUCCAGACAAAAUACAACCACAUUUAUUAAAAUCUAGUGGUAUACUGGCUUUCAUUUGUAUGUAAUCACUAACUUAUUUUAAAUUAGUAUAUAUAUAUAGCUAUGGAAAUGUUAAUUAGAUGAGUUGAAACAAUAGUUGUGCCAUUCAUAACAAAUAAAUUAUCAAGCAUGACGAAUACAUAGUUUGUGAAACAAAACGGAUGAAAUUGUAAUAUUAAACUCAUAAUCUACAGGAAAAUGAAAAAUGAAUAGACCCAUACCACUGCGAUUGAUAUCGACCCACUAUCAUCCAAGGUCUCUAAAUAUAGAUUAUGAUUAUCUAACGGAUUCUAACAUGAACGUCUGUAUCUCUCAACAUAUUUUAUACCAAUAUUAAAUGAAUUUGUGAAUUAUUGUGAUAUUUUGUUCCAACUCUUCUACCAAUUUAUAUGUUAGCCAGUAUAGUGUGUUGAGGAUGUGUACUACAAAUUCUAAUUGACAAGUUGAUACAACUUCUCAGUCUGAUCAACAAACUUUAUGUCUCAAUCUAAUACCUUACAAACAACUUCAAAAUACAAUCAGAACGGUUGUGUUGUUAAGUUACUUAUAAUUGAUUAAUAAAACUUUGAAACCAUCUAUGAAAAAUAAAUAUUACUAGUGCUAAAUGGACUGUGAUUACUCUACUACUUAGUAUUUUUUGAGCAAAAUACUUUACUCGACUAGUCUUAAAUCAUCAUGAAACUUGUAAGCAGACAGGGGUCUAUUUGAGAAUUGAAACAAGAAAAUAUUGUGUAGUAAAAUGUUAAGUAUGACUUACAUAGGAAUUUUCUAUCUUUUUAAUCUAUCCAGUAAUACCUGACUGGUUGAAAAUAAAACAAUUAACAUGAUCCGACAUAUACUAAUCAAUGCUCUAUCCUGUUAACAUGGAGAUUUACUCAUAAAACUUAACUUUUGAUCACAAUGGAAUAAGCAUAAAUCUAUAGGAUCUAAUUACAUUUUUGUCAAUGGAAUAAAACUAUGAAUUAUCAUGAUUCUUUCUGUGAACCUGUAUACUUAACAGUAUACUUCUUUUAGUAGAUGUACUUGUGAUCGUUAGUUGAGUUAAUUCUACCGUCAAAUUAUUCUAUUUAUCAUUAAAACUAGUUAUUUAUAAAAGUAUUAUUGUUAUUAUUAUUUUUGUGGGGUGUUGUUAAGACUUUUGAAUUUGAAGUUUCACAUUAUGAAAUAUCUGUUUAAACAACCAUUUGAAACCAGAAUGCAUUGAAUAGCUGUUUCGUCAUGGUGUAGGUCACGUCAGUAGUGCACAUACACAGCCCCACCUGUGAUUGAAUGCAGAAUCACUAAGUUUAUAUCCACUGGUUUUUAUUUCUGACGUUAAACAAUUCACGAUCUUACGCAACUAUCGUGCACUGCCUUUGUUGAUAUGUCUCACUACUAACAAGGUUGAACACUACUGGUUACUACUUUCCAUUUAAACUCCAGGAAUUACCUAGAGGUUAGUCACCAGUAAUCACAUGAUGACCGUUAUUGUAGGGACCUGUGAAGAUUUUUGAAUUUUCCUAUUACUGACUGGCUAUGUUUAGGCAGUGGAUAAUAAUUGCACUAUAUCGCGAAGCAACCGAAGUUAAAAAUGUCAACCACUGGGUUAUCGACGUAGUGGUGUGAAGGUUAAGCAUGCGCUCCGAAAUCUGAAGGCCCCGUGCUCGACCCCAGCUAGGGUUGUGGAUGUUUACUGUUACUGAGUCUCACACUAGCUGUGUCAGUACCCUUUUGUUUUUGCUUGUUGUCUAAGCAAAGACUAUCCCUAGUUUGAUACUUCAUUAUUAUGGAUCUGUAUUUCGUUACUCCCGCCAUAUAUGAUUUCUUUUGUUCAUUUACUCAGAUAUUCUAGUCUUUUUCAUGCUAUACGAGCUCUUUAUACAGAAGAAGGAUUAAGUGCAUUGUAUCGUGGUUUUUCCCCUGCUCUCCUCGGUAUUAUCCCAUAUGCUGGGACAGCUUUCUUUACGUUUGAAACACUGAAAGAAACUUGUUUAGACAGAAACAAAGAUCCCAUCACUGGUAAACGGCCUAAAAAACUGUAUCCAUUUGAAAAUUUAUGUUGCGGUGCAGUGGCUGGAAUUUUAGGACAAACUGCUUCUUAUCCACUAGAUAUUGUUAGACGAAGAAUGCAAACUGCUAAUAUUACAGGUCAUCCAGAAUACAUAGAAAGUGUAUAUAAAACAUUACGAUAUGUAUAUAAAGAUGAAGGUUUUAUUCGUGGAUUAUAUAAAGGUUUAUCAGUGAAUUGGAUUAAAGGGCCAGUAGCUUCAGGUAUUAGUUUCACUGUUUAUCAUCAAUUUCAACAUUUACUUCAUCAAUGGAUAAUAAUUGAUGAAUAAUUUUUCUUCUUUUCAUCAUUGGUAAUUAUUAUUUUCUUUCGUUACCAUCUAUUUAUUAAACAAGAACCAAAUUAUUAUGGAUAUUACAUCAUAAAUUCUUACGAUCUCUCUCUAAACACGAUACAUAUUUGUUGUUGCUAAGACGUAGUCUGAGCUGUUAUUGUUGUUGCCUGUUUUUUUUUCUAGUUGUUUAUUAGUUUUUACAAUAUGCAUUUGUUGACCGUCUAUCAUAUCCAAUUAUGUGUUCAUGAGUUGUAUUGAUGUAGUGAACAAGAACACCAGUGAAGACAAUCAAAUGUAUUUAACACAAAAUUACAGGACUUGUUGAUAAAAUCUAACAAUCAUAAAGUUAAUGCUUAAUUUGCAAAAUGUCCACUGAGUGUCUCAAAAUGACUCAUACUACAUUGUUCUUGCAUUUUCAUACAAAUUGCAUCGUGUUUCCAUUCUUUACUGUUCGAUCCUCUUGUCUCUCUGCUACCAGUCCUUCUGUUCACGACUAACAUCAUAUACUACUUAUGUCAAUAUAAGUAGCACACACCACAUUGAUAGCAGUGGUAGUAGCAGUAACUGAAGGCUAUCUCUUAUUAUCAAGUUAUACACAUUUUAAAUCGUUACCAUUUUUGUAAACUAAAGAUAAUGACUAUCUUUGUUUAUUGUACGCUUAUUUUGAAUAUCUUUUACAAAAAGAAACAGGCUAAAACUCAACUCUCGGUUUACAUUUGUAAAUGAUUUGCAAAUAUUACUUGACUUUUUACUCUUUUUUUUUUAUCUUGUCACUAUCAAAAUAGAAGUUUUUCUUGUUUUCUGAGUUUGUAUUUUCCGCGGUUUUUUGUCUUUCAUUUUUUUUAGCUAUUAGAUCAAUGUAUUUCAAAUACUCUCACACAUCAACAGAUAUAUAUACACACACACACUCUCACAAACUUGAAGUUGUACAGAGUACUUCAAGUUCCUUCUCUAUUAGAUAUUGACUAUCCUGUAUUACCUAAUUAUUUUGUAUUUUUAAAAUAAAAUAAUGUACAUUUGUAGAAUAAUCUUGAAUUAUUUAUUUUAUUUAUUUUUGUGCUGUUACUUAUUAUUUACCUCAUUUUUAUCCACUGUGUGUUUACUGCUUAAUUUAUCUGCUAUUACUCGUGCUACUUGCAUCGAAUUAAGUAGCUUAGAUUGUUCUACAUUAUUUCUUUUUCGUUUACUUUGGAAAUUUAGCUUAAUUAUUUACGCCUUUUUUCAAUGUUCUCUAUAGUACUUUUUUGCCUUUCAGACAGAAUAUACAUUGUAUUACAUUAACCAUUUACAAAUAUAAACUGGCAAUAUUGUGUAAAGUACUUGUGUGUGUGUUAGUUUACAUAUUAGAAUUCUCAAUAAAUUAUUUCAUAUUGUGUUUGUUUCUUUUUCCUUCAGUACUUUUUCCGUAGUAUUUGCAGAAAGAUUUCUAUGUUCAGAAUCACCUUUCAACAGAUGUGAUCAGGUAUUUUAAAUAGAAAUAAAAGUUUA
This is a messenger RNA of Schistosoma haematobium, 4818 nucleotides long. RefSeq lists its product as uncharacterized. Lineage: Eukaryota; Metazoa; Platyhelminthes; Trematoda; Strigeidida; Schistosomatidae. Gene Ontology annotation, biological process: transmembrane transport. Gene Ontology annotation, cellular component: mitochondrial inner membrane. The coding region runs from base 2806 to 3327 and encodes 173 amino acids. The transcript has 7 exons. The record is from RefSeq and is a predicted model, not a curated record.